Poecilia latipinna (sailfin molly) is the source of this 831-nucleotide messenger RNA. Its product is annotated as importin-5-like. Gene Ontology annotation, molecular function: protein binding. Lineage: Eukaryota; Metazoa; Chordata; Actinopteri; Cyprinodontiformes; Poeciliidae. The coding region runs from base 16 to 813 and encodes 265 amino acids. Gene Ontology annotation, biological process: protein import into nucleus. The transcript is spliced from 5 exons. The record is from RefSeq and is a predicted model, not a curated record.
UCUAUAAGAUCAAAUAUGCAGAGGUGUUGCCUGUGUGUUUUUGUUUUGACGGGUAUUUUGUCUGUCCAGUGCGUUGAGUUGAUGGGAGACGGCUGUUUGAACAACGAGCAUUUUGAGGAGCUGGGCGGUAUCCUUAAAGGGAAGCUGGAAGAGCACUUUAAAAACCAGGAGCUCAGGCAAGCCAAAAGACAAGAUGAAGACUACGACGAGCAGGUGGAGGAAACCCUACAGGAUGAGGAUGAGAACGACGUGUACGUCCUGACCAAAGUGUCGGACAUCCUGCACUCUGUGUUCAGCAGUUAUAAGGAGAAGGUUCUGCCUUGGUUCGAGCAGCUGCUGCAGCUCAUCGUCCAGCUAAUAUGUCCCAACAGGCCAUGGGCCGACAGGCAGUGGGGUCUGUGCAUCUUUGACGACGUCAUCGAGCACUGUAGCCCCUCCUCUUUCAAGUACGCCGAGUAUUUCCUCCGGCCGAUGCUUCAGUCGCUUUGCGACACGAGUCCCGAGGUUCGGCAGGCCGCUGCUUAUGGUGUCGGGGUGAUGGCUCAGUAUGGCGGCGACAGCUAUCGUCCUUUCUGCACAGAGGCGCUCCCCCUGCUGGUCGCCGUCAUCCAGGCAGCUGAUUCUCGGUCAAAGGAGAACGUAAACGCCACAGAGAACUGUAUCUCGGCGGUCGGGAAGCUCAUGAGGUUCCGGCCGGAGUGCAUUAACGUCAAUGAGGUUCUUCCUCAUUGGCUCAGCUGGCUGCCGCUCAAAGAAGACAAGGAAGAGGCAGUUCACACGUUUGACUUCCUGUGUGACCUCAUUGAAAGGUAGGCCUGUUAUCCAUCAUCC